Lodderomyces jiufengensis is the source of this 684-nucleotide messenger RNA. Its product is annotated as cyanamide hydratase. Lineage: Eukaryota; Fungi; Ascomycota; Pichiomycetes; Serinales; Debaryomycetaceae. The transcript has a single exon. The record is from RefSeq and is a predicted model, not a curated record. Bases 1 to 684 code for a protein of 227 amino acids.
AUGUCAAAAUAUGGAUUUACUAAAAUAGAAAGAGAUAUUAAAAAAGCAAUACCAAAUCCAAAUUCACCAACUCCACAAUUAAUAACUGAUUUACCUUCAACCCCUUUAUCACAAUUUACUUUAAAUUAUGUUAAAGAAAAAUUACCAAUAAAAGUUUUAAAUCAUUCUAUUAGAGUUUAUUUAUAUUCAAUUGCUGUAAUAAAAGAUCAAUUUCCUGAAUGGGAAUUAGAUUCAGAAAUUAUAUUUAUUACAAGUUUAUUACAUGAUAUUGGAACAACUGAUGAUAAUAUGAUUGCAACAAAAAUGUCAUUUGAAUUUUUUGGAGGUAUAAUUUCAAGAGAUUUAAUUUUAGAACAAACUAAAAAUCAAGAUUAUGCAGAUGCUGUUAGUGAAGCAAUUAUAAGACAUCAAGAUUUAGGUGAAUCUGGUUAUAUAACAACUUUAGGUUUAAUAUUACAAAUUAGUACAAUUUUAGAUAAUGUUGGAUUAAAUAUUGAAUUAAUUCAUAAAGAUACUUUAGAUGUAAUAAAUAAAAAAUAUAAUAGAGAGGGUUGGUUAAAUUGUUUUGCAGGAGCAAUUGAUAAUGAAAAUAAAUUAAAACCAUGGGGUCAUACAAGUUCUUUAGGAGUACCUGAUUUUAAAAAUGAUGUUUUAAAUAAUAAAGUUAAAUAUGAAAAAUUAUAA